Messenger RNA from Onychostoma macrolepis, 2724 nucleotides. Its product is annotated as serine protease svh-1-like. Bases 1 to 2247 code for a protein of 748 amino acids. The transcript is spliced from 16 exons. Gene Ontology annotation, biological process: proteolysis. The record is from RefSeq and is a predicted model, not a curated record. Lineage: Eukaryota; Metazoa; Chordata; Actinopteri; Cypriniformes; Cyprinidae. Gene Ontology annotation, molecular function: serine-type endopeptidase activity.
AUGUGGAGGUUACCGUGUGUCAGUUUGGCCCUGCUCUUAUGUGUUCAAGGUUCACUUUCUCAAAUGAAUGUUUGUGGACAGGCUCCUCUAAACACCCGUAUUGUGGGCGGUGUGGAUGCAUUUGAGGGUUCAUGGCCGUGGCAGGUCAGUCUGCACAGCUCCAACUUUGGAGGUCAUUUUUGCGGAGGCUCUCUCAUCAACAGUGAAUGGGUGCUGACAGCAGCUCACUGUUUACCUGGUGUCAGUGCAUCCGUUCUGCUUGUGUACCUGGGAAAGAGAACACAGCAAGGAGUCAAUACCUAUGAAAUCAGUAGAAAUGUCAUCUCCAUCAUCGUCCACCCCUCCUACAACAGUCAGAGCAGCGACAAUGACAUCGCUCUGCUCCGUCUCUCCUCCGCAGUCACUUUUAAUGACUAUAUUAGACCCGUGUGUCUGGCGGCCCAGAGCAGCGUCUUCCCUUCUGGCACCAGCAGCUGGAUCACAGGCUGGGGAGAUGUUCAGUCUGGAGUGAGUUUACCUGCUCCUGGGAUCCUGCAGGAGACUAUGGUUCCAGUGGUGGCUAAUGAUCAAUGUAAUACUCUUUUGGGCUCUGGAUCUGUUACCACCAACAUGAUGUGUGCUGGUUUAAUAGCGGGAGGCAAAGACACCUGCCAGGGAGACUCUGGAGGUCCAAUGGUGAGCAAGCAGUGUUUGGUGUGGGUUCAGUCUGGCAUCACCAGCUGGGGUUAUGGCUGUGCCGAUCCCAACGCACCUGGUGUUUACACCCGUGUGUCACAGUAUCAGAGCUGGAUCACAAACAACGUUGGCCAGAACCAGCCAGGAUUCAUCAUUUUCAACCCUUCAAGCACAUGCCAGUCUGUUUCUACAGACUCACCUGCUUCUACUACAUCACCUGUUUCUACUACCUCAACAACUUCUACUACCUCACGAGUGUCUGCUACCUCAAGAACAACUGCUACUUUUAGACCUCCACCCAAUCAGUCCUCAAUUUCUUGUCGUAGAAGAUGUGGUGAGAGAUUUGACAUCCGCAACCGCUGCAACUGCAAUCCUCGCUGCCGCAGAAACUGCUGUAGGGAUUAUGAAAGGCAAUGCAGUAAGUCCAAAUACACUGGCAACUGUUUAUCAUUUGUACAUACUAAAAAAGAAUUUGAAGAGGAUGACAAAAAAGGAGGAGGAGAAUUAAGAGAAAAGAAGUGGGCAGAGUCUCAAAGGACCAAAUUAAACCCCAGCAUCCAAUCUGCUUGUGAACACAGGGACUGUGUGAAGAUGUGGAGAUUAACGUGUGUCACUUUGACCCUUCUCAUGUGUGCCAAAGGUUCACUUUCUCAGCUGAAUGUUUGUGGACAGGCUCCUCUAAACACCCGUAUUGUGGGUGGUGUGAACGCACCUGAUGGGUCGUGGCCGUGGCAGGUCAGUCUGCACACUUCUGGACGUCAUUUUUGCGGAGGCUCCCUCAUCAACAAUGAAUGGGUCCUGACAGCAGCUCACUGUUUACCUGGUGUCAGCACGUCCAGUCUGCGUGUGUAUUUGGGAAGGAGGACACAGGAGGGAGUCAAUACCCAUGAAAUCAGUAGAAAUGUGAGAACGAUAAUCGUUCACCCCUCUUAUGACAGCAACACAAACAACAAUGACAUCGCUCUGCUCCGGCUGUCCUCCACAGUCACCUUUAAUGACUAUAUUAGACCCGUGUGUCUGGCGGCCCAAAGCAGCGUCUUCAGUUCUGGCACCAGCAGCUGGAUCACAGGCUGGGGAGAUGUUCAGUCUGGAGGGAGUUUACCUGCUCCUGGGAUCCUGCAGGAGACUAUGGUUCCAGUGGUGGACAAUGUUCGAUGCAAUGCUUUGCUGGGUUCUGGAUCUGUUACCAGCAACAUGAUGUGUGCUGGUUUAACACAGGGAGGCAAAGACACCUGCCAGGGGGAUUCUGGCGGUCCAAUGGUGAGCAGGCAGUGUUCAGUGUGGGUUCAGUCUGGUAUCACCAGCUGGGGUUAUGGCUGUGCUGAUCCCAACUCACCUGGUGUUUACACCCGCGUGUCUCGAUAUCAGAGUUGGAUCACCAACAGAAUUGGUCAGAACCUGCCAGGAUACGUCACCUUCAACCCCCCGACCUCAUGCUCCUCUGCAAGCCUAACCUCAACCUCCUGUAGGGGGAGAUGCAAUGAGAAGUACAACAGUCGCUUUCGCUGCAACUGCAAUACUAACUGCAGUAUAAACUGCUGCAAAGAUUACAGACAGCGCUGUGCCAUGUGAGGUAUUUCAUACUUCCAUGGAUUACAUAUGAUCACAGGCUUAUAAUCACGUCACUUGCACAUAAAUGAAAUGAUUUUUAUCUGCUUGUUUGGAGAGGAGAUUUUACUCGAGUGCCACUUUGGAUGCGUUGCACAGUCAGAAAUGAACACAGUCAAAGAGCUGCUGCACUGACACAUACUCAGGGGUGUAAAUGCAUAUUGUUCAUCUUCAACAUAUGUUUAACAACAGCACUUACCUCACUCCAUUAGUAGAAUCCUUUUCUCUUUCGUUUUUCUCUUUCUAGCUUUAGCGUUUAAUUGUCUAGCAUUAAUUGUAGGCACAGGCAACUUUUCCCCCUUCAUUUAGCAUUUGCAUUUAAUUUAAUAUAAUUAUCUAAUAUAUAAAACUGAUUUUCUCAUUUGUGAUUUCUGCUGACAAAUACGUGUGGACACUUUAAUUUUUAUGUCACACAAUACUUCAUUGCAUUGUCUUUUAAUG